UCUUUCUGCCCCAUAGGUCCCAGCCACAACAUUCCCAGGACUAGUGGGCAGGGGCCCAGCACUGCGGCUCAGGCGUGUGUCCCAGACGCAGCCCCAGAUGGAGUCUGUUCACUGAGCCAGGAAUGCUUCCCUGUCCCACGAUGCCCAGCUUGGGGUCAGCUGCCAGCCUACAUGGACUGGCUGGUUCCUUGGAUUCCAUCUGGGCCUCCGCGGGUGCGAGACCAGCUGGUGAUGCUGGUGGAGCUGCGUGGCAGCGCUGGGUGGAAGCAGCUUCCCGUAGCCUGGAGGGCCGAGGCCUGCUGCAGUCAGGCGCGAGUGGGGAGAAGUGGCAGCCGGAGGACAUGGCUGCUCACGUCGGCGCUUCUCGGACACCCCAAGAAGUGAUGGAGCAUUAUGUAAGCAUGUACAUUCAUGGAAACCUGGGGAAGGCCUGCAUCCCCGACACCAUCCCCAACCGGGUGACAGACCACACGUGCCCCAGCGGAGGCCCCCUCUCGCCCAGCCUCACCACCCCACUGCCUCCCCUGGACAUCUCGGUGGCCGAGCAGCAGCAGCUGGGCUACAUGCCGCUGCGGGACGACUAUGAGAUCGAGUACGACCAGGACGCCGAGACGCUCAUCAGUGGGCUCUCGGUCAACUACGACGACGACGAUGUGGAGAUUGAGCUCAAGCGCGCCCACGUGGACAUGUACGUGCGGAAGCUCAAGGAGCGGCAGCGACGCAAGAACAUCGCCCGGGACUACAACCUGGUGCCAGCCUUUCUAGGCAGGGACAAGAAGGACAAGGAGCGGACACUGAAGCGCAAGAUCACCAAGGAGGAGAAGGAGCUGCGGCUGAAGCUGAGGCCGCUCUACCAGUUCAUGUCGUGCAGGGAGUUCGACGACUUGUUUGAGAACAUGCACAAGGAGAAAAUGCUCCGGGCCAAGAUCAGAGAGUUGCAGAGGUACCGGCGGAACGGCAUCACCAAGAUGGAGGAGUCGGCCGAGUAUGAGGCUGCCCGGCACAAGCGCGAGAAGAGGAAGGAGAACAAAAGCCUGGCCGGCGCCAAGAGGGGCAAGGAGGACGGCAAGGACGGGGACUUCGCGGCCAUCGAGCACCUGCCCGGCUUCGAGCUCCUGUCCGACCGUGAGAAGGCGCUCUGCAGCUCGGUCAACCUGAGCCCAGCCCGCUACGUGACUGUGAAAACCAUCAUCAUCAAGGACCACCUCCAGAAGCGACAGGGCAUCCCCUCCAAAAGCCGCCUUCCUAGCUAUCUGGACAAAGUCCUAAAGAAAAGGAUUUUAAAUUUCCUCACAGAGAGUGGCUGGAUAUCCAGGGAUGCUUCCUGAAGCCGGGAGAGUGAUGCUAAAAUAGUUCAUGAGCCAAAAGGACUCGGGGAGGGGGACGAAGUGCUUUUUCCCUCCACUGUUGCUCUUUUUAAACAAAUUGAGUCCUUUUAAAAGAUUCUCUUCAUGGUCCUCUGAAAGCAGCACUCCCAGUAGCACCAGUCUUACGCUAGGUCAUGGGGAGCAGACGUGUCUCUUAACUUACUCCUGAAAGUGAUACUUUAAGAUGACGAUUUGCCUUCGUGUGCUCAGUUUGGAGAGUAUUGUGAGAUUGGAGAAUUUACUUUUAUUUUGUGAGCUUUCUUCCCUUUGGGUACAAAACCUGUUGUGCUGUGGGUAACAGGAGUACCGUUUUCCUGCACGACCGACAAGCCAUCAACUUCCUGCUGGGGGCACAGCUCUUCCCCGGUGGGCCCCACCCACUGCUGCCAUGGCUGUCCCAACGCGGCCAGGCACAUGGCACUUUAUGUGGAGGUGGGCCAGGCACAGAUUCCUCUGCUGUGUGGCAGAUGGAGAGAGUGAGACCAGAGGACAGCGACAGGAUGACAUUUGCUUAGAGACUGCAGAGGCAGCAGCUGUUGGUUGAGCACAGUGACCAAGCGAGCUUCCACUUAACUACUGGCAGUGGCAAAGGCCAAGCUUGUGGGUCCCAGAUCCCGACACCGACCCUUGCCUCACUUUACUGUGGGCAGAGCAGUGCCUCGGGCAGGCUCUGGGAGCAUGGCCACGUCCCCAGGAAUGGAAGAGCACAUAGUGGCAAGGGCACAAGGACCAGGAUAGACUGCCAGAUGCUCUAAAGCAGUUUCCCAUGGCUGCCUAUUGCUGCUGUUAGUACCAGCAGUGUAUUUUACUCGGAAGCACCCGUUUUAAAAAGGCUGAGAGUUCUGAGGUCUGGUACUAGCUCCUCAAGUUUCAUCACAGCUGCAAGUACCCAGUCACAGGAAAUGUGGCCAUGCCUGCCUGGCCAGGUAUGCACUAGAGUGCGCAGGCCACCCGGCCUAGCAGCACCAGCGUGUGACCUGGGGGCCUGGCUGCUGCUGCACGGCCACUGCCUUCAGUCAGGUGCAGGAGUGGCUUCUUCCCAGCCUGGUUACAAGUUCUUUCCAGGGCCCUCUUUCAAGGACGCACAUGGUACCUUGUUCCUGAGACCUUAGGAAGUUGUUUCUGGCUGCUCAGGACUCCCCUGUCCAAGACCCUGCUGUCGAGUCCAUGGAGUGACCAUGACCCCGGCUCCCCCUCCCUAGAGCUUGUCUUGCCUUCUCCUAUCCCCCAUAGGUACCGAGAGACUGUUUACUUCCCAGAGUGUUUGGGUUGGAAGUUACAUUAAAGUGAAGUUAUUUGCAAGAAAAGAGGAAAACACACCUCAUCAUUGCCGAGGAUGACUUAAUUCUGGUGCCUUUUCCUUUCUUCUUACAUCCUUCUGUCCCCUAGGAUAAAUUUUUCAGCAUUAAAUAAAACACUUCAAAUGUAUCAGA
Messenger RNA from Cynocephalus volans (Philippine flying lemur), 2800 nucleotides. It is a transcript of the gene TADA2B, whose product is annotated as transcriptional adaptor 2B. Bases 123 to 1328 code for a protein of 401 amino acids. Gene Ontology annotation, cellular component: SAGA-type complex; nucleus. NCBI's taxonomy places the organism in Eukaryota, Metazoa, Chordata, Mammalia, Dermoptera, Cynocephalidae. The transcript has 2 exons. Gene Ontology annotation, molecular function: chromatin binding; transcription coactivator activity; zinc ion binding. Gene Ontology annotation, biological process: chromatin remodeling; regulation of transcription by RNA polymerase II. The record is from RefSeq and is a predicted model, not a curated record.